UUGCUGGGGCUUCAGGCUCUGUGGGGUUGUGACGGGCGGCGGGAGAGUCGGCUAAGGAACCCCAGGCAGGGGAGGGGAGGAGGGCGGCAGGGGCUGCGCGCGCGCAAAGCUGGAGUAUGAGCUGGACUUGACCGCGAGGCGGAGGCAAGAGCCACCGCCCCCUCUUCCCCUCCCCCGAGAGGCGGCGGCGGCGGCCGGAGAAGGAUGGGGGGCGCCGGUUCUGUCUGAGCUUCGGCGUGGUGUCUUCGGCUCGCGCGGGCCCUCUGUGCGCACCCUCGGCUCCAGCGGCGUCCGCCCGCGGGUGCACCUGGGCCGGCGGAGAAGGGGCGCCGUCCUGGUGGGUGGGGCGGGGAGGGUACCCGAGGUCACCGGCUAGGGGCAGGGGUGGCGGCGACGAAGGCAGAACUGCACACCAGCGGGGUCCAUCCGACCCUCUCCCUCAGCUGCAGAAGUAACCAAUGUGGAACAUGUUGCAGAAGCAUUCACGAAGUGGCUGAAGGAAGAAAGAAAAAAGUGCCACUGCCUAUCAGAAAAGAAAAGAGAACAAAACAUGGGAAAUACAACCACCAAAUUCCGGAAGGCACUCAUCAAUGGUGAUGAAAACCUGGCUUGCCAAAUAUAUGAAAACAAUCCUCAGCUAAAAGAAUCCCUCGAUCCAAAUAUAUCUUAUGGGGAACCCUACCAGCAUAAUACUCCAUUACACUAUGCUGCUCGACAUGGAAUGAAUAGAAUAUUAGGGACCUUUCUUUUUGGUAGAGAUGGAAAUCCAAAUAAACGGAACGUUCACAAUGAAACAUCUAUGCAUUUGUUGUGUAUGGGACCUCAAAUCAUGAUAUCUGAAGGAGCCCUCCAUCCUCGCUUAGCACGCCCUGUGGAAGAUGAUUUUAGAAGAGCAGAUUGUCUACAAAUGAUCUUAAGGUGGAAAGGAGCAAAACUUGACCAGGGUGAAUAUGAGAGAGCAGCUAUUGAUGCUGUUGAUAACAAAAAAAACACACCCCUCCACUAUGCUGCUGCCUCAGGGAUGAAAGCCUGUGUAGAGCUUUUAGUAAAACAUGGAGGAGACUUAUUUGCUGAGAAUGAAAAUAAAGAUACUCCUUGUGAUUGUGCUGAAAAGCAGCACCACAAAGAUCUAGCCCUCAAUCUGGAAUCUCAGAUGGUGUUCUCAAGGGACCCCGAGGCUGAAGAAAUAGAAGCUGAAUAUGCUGCAUUAGACAAACGAGAGCCAUAUGAAGGAUUAAGGCCCCAGGAUCUUCGCAGAUUAAAAGACAUGCUUAUUGUGGAAACUGCAGACAUGCUUCAGGCUCCUCUGUUUACUGCUGAAGCUUUACUUCGAGCUCAUGAUUGGGACAGGGAGAAAUUACUUGAAGCAUGGAUGUCCAACCCAGAGAACUGCUGCCAACGAUCAGGUGUUCAAAUGCCAACUCCACCACCAAGUGGGUAUAAUGCCUGGGACACACUCCCUUCUCCACGAACUCCGAGGACUACACGCUCUUCUGUCACCUCUCCAGAUGAAAUCAGUUUAUCUCCUGGGGAUUUAGACACCACUUUGUGUGACAUUUGUAUGUGCAGUAUUUCUGUAUUUGAAGAUCCAGUGGAUAUGCCCUGUGGACAUGACUUUUGUAGAGGAUGUUGGGAGUCAUCUUAUUUAGAGGGACAAAACUAUUGCUUUUUAAGAAAAUCAAAGUUUUUGAAUCUGAAAAUUCAAGAAGGUGAAGCUCACAACAUUUUCUGCCCUGCAUAUGAUUGUUUUCAACUUGUACCUGUGGAUAUCAUAGAAAGUGUAGUUUCUAAGGAGAUGGACAAACGAUACCUACAGUUUGAUAUUAAGGCCUUUGUUGAAAAUAAUCCUGCCAUUAAAUGGUGUCCUACUGCGGGAUGUGAAAGGGCAGUCAGGCUAACGAACCAAGGGUCAAACACAUCUGGAACUGACACACUCAGCUUCCCAUUGCUGAGAGCCCCUGCUGUGGACUGUGGGAAAGGACACCUCUUCUGCUGGGAGUGCCUUGGAGAAGCACAUGAGCCUUGUGACUGCCAAACAUGGAAAAAUUGGCUACAAAAAAUAACUGAAAUGAAACCAGAAGAACUUGUAGGAGUUAGUGAAGCUUAUGAGGAUGCUGCCAAUUGUCUCUGGUUGUUAACUAACUCCAAGCCUUGUGCUAAUUGUAAGUCUCCGAUACAGAAGAAUGAAGGCUGCAAUCACAUGCAGUGUGCUAAGUGCAAGUAUGACUUUUGCUGGAUUUGCCUAGAGGAAUGGAAAAAGCAUAGCUCUUCCACUGGAGGUUAUUACAGAUGUACUCGUUAUGAAGUUAUUCAGCAUGUGGAGGAGCAGUCCAAGGAAAUGACUGUGGAGGCUGAGAAAAAACAUAAACGAUUUCAGGAACUUGACAGAUUUAUGCACUAUUAUACAAGAUUCAAAAACCAUGAGCAUAGUUACCAGCUAGAACAACGCCUUCUUAAAACAGCCAAAGAAAAGAUGGAGCAAUUGAGUAGAGCUCUCAAAGAAACUGAAGGAGGCUGUCCAGAUACCACUUUCAUUGAAGAUGCAGUUCAUGUGCUCUUAAAAACUCGGCGUAUUCUCAAGUGUUCUUACCCAUAUGGAUUUUUCUUAGAACCUAAAAGCACAAAGAAAGAAAUAUUUGAACUAAUGCAAACAGACCUAGAAAUGGUCACUGAAGACCUUGCCCAAAAAGUCAAUAGGCCUUAUCUUCGCACACCCCGCCACAAGAUCAUCAAGGCAGCUUGCCUUGUGCAGCAGAAGAGGCAAGAAUUCCUUGCAUCUGUGGCUCGCGGAGUCGCUCCUGCAGACUCACCAGAAGCUCCAAGGCGCAGCUUUGCUGGUGGAACAUGGGAUUGGGAAUAUUUAGGAUUUGCAUCACCUGAGGAAUAUGCUGAAUUUCAGUAUCGGAGGAGGCACAGGCAGCAGCGCCGGCGAGGAGAUGUGCACAGUCUGCUCAGUAAUCCUCCUGACCCUGAUGAGCCAAGUGAAAGCACUUUAGAUAUUCCAGAGGGUGGCAGCGGCCGCAGGCCUGGCGCAUCUGUGGUAAGUUCUGCGUCUAUGAGUGUGCUGCACAGUUCUUCCCUGCGUGACUACACGCCUGCCAGUCACUCUGAAAACCAGGACUCUCUACAGGCUCUGAGUUCCUUGGAUGAAGAUGAUCCCAAUAUACUUCUUGCAAUUCAGUUGUCACUGCAAGAGUCUGGACUGGCCAUUGAUGAAGAAACUAGAGACUUCCUCAGUAAUGAAGCAUCCCUAGGAGCAAUAGGCACUUCUUUACCCUCCAGACUGGACUCUGUCCCUAGGAAUACAGAUAGCGCUCGAGGUGCACUGAGCAGCUCUGAGCUGUUGGAACUUGGUGACAGCCUCAUGAGACUAGGAGCAGAAAGUGAUCCAUUUUCAACUGACACCUUGAGUUCACACCCUCUCAGUGAGGCACGAAGUGAUUUGUGUCCCUCAUCCAGUGACCCUGACUCAGCUGGCCAUGAACCCAAUAUCAAUGACAAUCUUCUUGGCAAUAUCAUGGCUUGGUUUCAUGACAUGAACCCUCAGAGCAUUGCCCUGAUUCCUCCAGCAACUACUGAAAUUAGUACAGAUUCUCAGCUUCCCGGUAUCAAAGGUGGGUCAGAAGGUAUGAGGGCCAUGGAACUGGUGCCACCAGAAGAAGAUGCAGUAUUUGAAGAUGUUGCUGUCAGUGAACGUGGAGGAACCCAGAUAGAAGAGAAUCCUUUGGAAGAGAAUAUUCUGGCUGGGGAAGCAUCGUCUGAAGCUGCUGACAGUGGUAAUGAAGCAGCCAACAGAGGGGUCGGUUCAGAUGUUUCAAGUCAAACACCUCAAACCUCAAGUGAUUGGCUUGAACAAGUACAUUUAGUAUGAACUGCACACAUCUGGGCUCCAAAUGAAUCACAGGUACAGAUGGUAUGCUAGGUGGAGUAUGCUUUAUAGAGACUUUGAUCCACUUAAUUCCAAUUCAAUUAUAAACCACUGAAGUUAGGAUUGAAUACAAAGAAUUCCUCUUGAAUGGUAGCUUCAUUGUUGAUCUAAACUUACAGGGAAUUUCUUUUGUGUUUAGUUGGGUAGCUUUUCCCCUUUUUACUGACAAAAUGAAGAGCAGGAGAGCAAGAAAAACACAAAUGGAAUAAACAAGUUGUAAUCCACAUUCUAAGAAAAUGCAGUGCUCUGUUUAGCCUAGAGUUGGCAAUACUUAAAUUGAACAUUUAAAUCAAAGACUUACUCCCUAAUCUUUGAUCUUUGGAUGGCUUUCCUCUUUAAAAAGACAAAAAAAAAAAAAGCUUUCUUCAUUUUAGAAGUUUGGUUUGGACCAAUCUGAUGACAUGUAUGUCCUCAAUCUCUCUGUGCUCUUUCAUAACUUUCUUUCUCCUUUUUUUGUCUGAGCAGUGUGAAUUGAGCUAUCCAAGGUCUCUCUUUAGUGCUGCAAAUACUACAGUAUAAUUAAUUUUAAUUUUUACAUGAAUCAAAUAUUUUUUCUCAUGUCUACUUACAGUCCAUUGUGCCAAACUCUGACUUAUGUGCUGACUAACAAGGCAUUCAGGUGUGCAGCAUCCUAACAUGCUCCAGGGCAGUGUCAGCAUUCUUGGAAGUAAUAGGUGCCAUUCGGUAGUAAUGAUGUUCCAGAAUUUAAUGGGCUUUUGUUGCCAUGGAGACUGCAUUUAAAUAAAUGUAGCCUGUAGCUUAAGUUAACUAAACCUAAUGCUGCUGUUAAGAACAGUUUAUUUUCAUAUUAAAAUACAGUUGAUUAGCAACAGCGGUGCUGUAUUUUAAGAGACACUUUAUUGGAAGUGCAAUCAUAGUUCUUUGUUUUCACAGUUUUACAGUGCAUUCUAAUUACUAAUGGGUGCAAUUACUUUUAAUGGUGUUUUAUAAAAUAGAAAAAAGUGGAGUUUUCAUGAGUUAUAGUAAAUCCCACAAUUAUUAAAAAAUUGAAUAAAACAUCCUGCGCAACAUGUUACUGUGCCUUUGCCUAACCUAAAUGGAUAGUUGCCAGUUAAAUAAGUCAUUAAUUCCAAUUUCAUGUUUCUUCUGAAGUAACUAUGCUACGGAUUGCAAAGACCUCCAUAAAACCACCCAUGGCCUUGCCUUUACAGUAAAUAUAACAACUAAAUGUCCAUUCAGUUUGUUUGCCUAAAGAGCAAAUGCUGACAAGUGUUUGUUCUCUUGCACAAUACUCAUUUGCUGUGUGAUUACUGUUUAGUAUUGAAAAAAACCAACUUCCUAGUUAUCAGUGUCGUAUAACUGUGAAGAAAAUACUGGUCUUAGCUGUAAUUAAGAUACAAUGGUACAGUGUGUAAUUAAAACCUAGAGUAAACUGUUGAAAUGGCUGUUUUACUUACAUAUUAUCAAAAUUAGCAUAACAUAAGCAAAAUAGAUAUGUGCAGCACUCCAUUUAAUGUUUUGCCAGAUUGUUACUAGAAAUCUGCAGAAACCAAAAUUUCUGUUCUGUGUGUGUACAGGCAAGUCCUAGGCCAGGAAAAAGGUAAUUUUUACUAUCAAUAUCUAUGUGAGUUUUGAUUAUAGUUUUUGAUUACUUUUUUUUUUCCAAACUCUGCUUUUGAAAUAUCCUUUACUUUGAAUUCAUAAGGCCAGGACAAAUUAUAUUAGAGUAUUGAAAACUCCCCAUGUUUCCCCAAGAUAAACUGUGUGGGAAUUACUCCUAUGCCAUGAAUAUCGAAGGUUGACAUUAGUUUUUAUUUCUCCAGUUAUCAGAAACACUGAUAUCAAAUGCCUAUUAAAGUUUGUGGAGGGAAAUAUUAACUUUAUCUACAGUGUAUUACUGUAUAUUAAACUGAAAUAGUCCAUAAAGGAUUUUUUUACAAUUAUUUUGGAUUAAACACAUUAACACCAUUAAGUUUUUAGACUGAGAAAAUGGAGUUUGCAUCACAUUGAGGUGUCUUGCACAGCUGCAGUGAGGAGAGAAGUGCUCUGUGUGAAGAUCCAUUCGUGCUGGGUUGUGGUUUCCUUGCACCUUGUGCAGUAGCCUUUGUUUCUGUGUGGUCUCUCCUGAGCAUGAAACGUGAUCAUCCAGUUUGUAUUUCCUUGGUACAUAUUUUAAAACAACACAGUCAUUGACUUUACAAUUCAGUAAUAAAGUUUGGCAAAGCCUAUUUUGUAAACAAGUUAAUUUUAUAAUGUAAAAAAAAAAUAAUCUAACCUUGACUUGUUAUUUGCACUUUCAUAGUCUAUACUUGAUACAUUCCCACUUUAUAUACAGUAGGAUUCUACGAACGUGUAGAUGUUUGGCCAAACGAAUGCUGUUAAUAAUAUGUAAAAUUCUUUGAUUAAACAUUUAUUACUUAAACUA
Molecule: messenger RNA, 6314 nt
Organism: Castor canadensis (American beaver)
Lineage: Eukaryota; Metazoa; Chordata; Mammalia; Rodentia; Castoridae
Source: RefSeq, a predicted model, not a curated record